Indicator indicator is the source of this 2294-nucleotide messenger RNA. It is a transcript of the gene MRS2, whose product is annotated as magnesium transporter MRS2. NCBI's taxonomy places the organism in Eukaryota, Metazoa, Chordata, Aves, Piciformes, Indicatoridae. The transcript has 11 exons. Gene Ontology annotation, cellular component: mitochondrial inner membrane. The record is from RefSeq and is a predicted model, not a curated record. Gene Ontology annotation, molecular function: magnesium ion transmembrane transporter activity. Bases 1 to 1299 code for a protein of 432 amino acids. Gene Ontology annotation, biological process: mitochondrial magnesium ion transmembrane transport.
AUGCUGCGCGCCGGGCUGCUGCGCCGCGCUCUGGGCCGCCCUCGCGGCUGGGCGGGCGGCGGGUCUGUCCUGCGGGCCGCCCUGGGGCUCCUGCCGGGCCAGGGCCGGCCCGCGGGGCUGGCAGUGCCGCCGUGCGCUCGGGGGCUGCGCUGGCCAGGUAAAUUUUAUCGACAUGCCACGACAGAGGCCUCCCAAGCCACCUUAGCUAGCGUGUCUCCAGUUUUUGCAGUGAUGAAGCUGGACAAAGAGGGAAAUACUACCUGUUUUGAAAAGAAGAAAACUGAAUUGUAUCAAGAACUGGGUCUUCAGGCUCGGGAUCUAAGAUUUCAACACCUAAUGAGCAUUGCAACUAGGAACAACAGGAUCAUCAUUAGAAUGGAGUUCUUGAAGGCUGUCGUGACACCAGAGUUUCUUCUGAUACUCGACUGUCGUAAUUUAAAUCUGGAGCACUGGCUUAUCAAUGAACUAGCACCUCAGCUGGCUGGGGAAGGCCAACUAGUUACAUACUCCCUGCCUUUUGAAUUCCGAGCCAUAGAAGCAAUCCUGCAGUACCGGAUCAGCAAACUGCAAGGGAGACUUAACACUUUGCAGCCUCAGAUCCUUGAGACACUGGAAGCUCUAGUGGACCCCAAGCUUUUGUCUGUGGAUAGGAGUAAACUACACAUUCUCCUGCAAAAUGGCAAGAGCUUGUCAGAACUGGAAACAGAUCUUAAAGUUUUCAAAGAAACAAUUCUGGAGAUCUUAGAUGAAGAAGAAUUAAUAGAAGAGCUCUGUCUAUCUAAAUGGACUGAUCCACAAGUAUUUGAGGAGAGUACAUCUGGGAUUGACCAUGCAGAGGAAAUGGAGCUGCUGCUGGAGAACUAUUACAGACAAGCAGAAGAUCUUGCAAAUGAAGCUCGUGAACUCAGAGUGCUCAUUGAUGACUCAGAAAGCAUAAUCUUUAUCAACCUGGACAGCCACCGUAACGUGAUGAUGAGACUGAACUUGCAGCUGACUAUGGGGACUUUCUCUCUCUCUCUCUUUGGGCUCAUAGGAGUUGCCUUUGGUAUGAACUUGGAGUCAUCUCUUGAAGAGGAUCCCAGAAUAUUUUGGCUGGUGACAGGGAUUAUGUUUCUGGGAAGUGGUCUGAUAUGGCGACGCUUGCUUUCCUUCCUUGGGCGGCACCUAGAACCUCCGCUACCUCCUCACGUUUCUGAAGUUUUGAAAAAAUCCCAACCAGCAGCUGGAAGAGUGGAGAUAAAGAACAGCUUUAAAGCAGAAACAUUUGGACUCAGCAGAAGCGCAUUAAUGAAUCGAUAGGAAGAGCAGGAACAGAGACUUUGUUACAGGGCAGCCUUUGGAUACUUCCUUUGCAUUUGCUCUUCCUUAUUGAAAACCACAAGAAUUUUUACAUUCACUUAUUCAAUAUAUUUUUUUUUUCUUGGUGCCAAAGAAAAAAAUAUGGUGAGAUUUUAAUUCUUACGGAGGAAAGGAGAGAAACACAAGGCAAACUGGUAACAUGCUUUCCACAGUAGUCUCACCUCCACCCCACAAUAUGUUCCAUUAGUUUUAUGAAUCACAUACACAUCCUUACUUUUUCAGGGUACUCUCCUUUGAAGUGUUUAUGUCAAAUACUUCACUUCUUUCUUAGAGAACAGUAUUGCUACCUUAAAGGAUGACAGCAGUCAGCAUUCAUCAGUAAUUCUGGUUCUGAGCUGCAGAUCUAGGAAUCCGACUUAAGUGUCAAAGGAAAAUAUAUCCCAAAUGUGGCCUUUUUAAUGGAGUUUUAAGGCCAUUUCUCUUUGCAGAGAACCAAGUUUUCUAAAGUAUAUUUUUGUGAAGCAUCACGUCUAAAUCAGCAGUAACCAGAAAUAAUAGUCUCCCUUAUUUUGAGUGAGCAAUAACAUUGGCUUUGAAAUGUAGCUACUUGGGUAUUUUUUUAACAAUUAAUUAAGGCUCAGAACGUGCAGUUUUAGUAACAGGAAAAGCAGGCUGAUUGUAACACACAUUUGUGCUUGGCAUCAUCCAUGGAACAACUUCUCAUGUUACAAGGACUGAUUGAGAUGCUGGUAAAAAUAAACAGACUAGUCAUGGGUUUCUCUUAAACUGGGCUCUCCUUUCUCUAUUUGUCUCUCUAAGAAGACAAGACAAAGCACCGACUAGCCUGCAUCACAGUAAGUACCUGGGUUAGGAAAGGUGUGGAAGCCUGGUGUCCUCUGGUGGACUGAAAGAAGGAUGAAAAUUCUUGUGCCCACUACUUUUCUUGACUGUUGACUGUGAGGGUGUAGUUUUGCACUACUGUCUCAGUCUGUAAA